UACUUAAAGAGCCAACUCCAGGGACUUACCGUGGAGCAAGCUAUAGAGGUUGAAAGCGCGGUCGACUUUACUCAUCAGCUCUUUGCUGAAGAAGCUACAGCAGACGCGCGCAAAUGGAGGGCAAGACUACAAGCCCUAACUUCAGCCAUUUACAAGUCGCGGAGUUCACUCAGCGAGACGCUCACCGUGCUUGAACAAGCCGUGCAAGCAAAACCAGGGCCGAUGGGAAACCUUUGGUCGCAAAGACUAUUUGAACAGAACGAGCAAAAUGAAGAGGAAGCCUCCGCAUCCAUGUGCACACACCAGGCUCUUCGGCUGAUCCAAAAUACCAUCCGUGCGCAAGUAGAGGGGGGGGGGGCUUAUCUUGCAGCUUGA
Phytophthora sojae is the source of this 375-nucleotide messenger RNA. RefSeq lists its product as hypothetical. Lineage: Eukaryota; Oomycota; Peronosporomycetes; Peronosporales; Peronosporaceae. The transcript has 3 exons. The annotation marks the transcript as partial. The record is from RefSeq and is a predicted model, not a curated record.